Molecule: messenger RNA, 1047 nt
Organism: Aspergillus alliaceus
Lineage: Eukaryota; Fungi; Ascomycota; Eurotiomycetes; Eurotiales; Aspergillaceae
Exons: 4
Coding region: 1-1047 (348 amino acids)
Source: RefSeq, a predicted model, not a curated record
AUGCCACACAACAUCCUUAUAACAGGCGCUUCCGGAUAUCUGGGAGGUUCUCUACUCGCUCGGAUGAAACAUGGGAACCUUCCCCCAUACCAGAAGCUAUUCGCCCUUGUUCGGACAGAGGAACAGGCCAAGACCGUGGAGAAGCUUUAUGGGGCGGAGCCAAUCCAAAUCAAUAUGAACGACGAAGCGAGCACUAUAAAAGCUAUCAUCGAGCAUGAAAUCACCAUCAUAUACUAUCUCAUCGAUGCGCUCAACUCCGGCGUCCAGAAGACCAUGAUCCGCGCACUUGGCGAGGUUAAGAAAAAGACUGGAAAAGACGUACAUUUCUUGCAUACGAGUGGUGCAAAGCUCUUCAGUAGCCAUGCGGGCCAUCCGACCGAUAGGCCUCUCUUAGAUUCGGAACCAGGGCUGUAUGAGAUCCAGAAGGCUGCUAAGCCGUCUCAUCCAUUGAUUGGAACGGCCGUGCAAACAAAUAUCGAUGUCAUUGACACUGCCGACGAGUAUGGUGUCCGGAGCUAUAUCUUCACGCCAUGCGUCGUAUACGGCAAGGGAGAGGGGUUCGGUAAUCUUAUUUCAAUCCAGACCACCGCUGUCGUUCGAGCAGCGAAAGGGGUGCGACGGGUAUAUAGCGUUGAUGAAGGCUACGCAUCAUGGCCCGUCUCCCACAUCGCAGAUACCACGGGCCUAUACCUAGAACUGCUUCGCAGUAUUCUUCUCGAUCAGAGUCCGCCGUACAGUAAGAACGGGUAUUACCUGGCUGCGUCUGGCUCGGUGACAUGGAACGAUCUUUAUUCUGCCAUGGCCAAGGCGCUGGCAAAGCGCAAUGUCGUGGAUGACGAAAAGGUCAAACUGGCCGACGACGCAGCACUAAGUGGGAUGGGAAGAGCAUUGAGUCGACCAAAGGAAUUUGUACCCGUGGAACUCGGUGGCCAUUGCACAUUCACGGCCGUGCGUGGACGGAGUAUCGGAUGGGAACCUCAGUAUCCGGCGGAGCAUAUUCUUGAGGCAGCUGAUGCAGAGGUCGAACUGAUACUGCAGAAUCUGUAA